AACUUUGAGUGAGAUUUGAAAACCGCCUCUCGUCGGAAAAUUAUCUGAAAACCAUCUCAAACUUUCAAAAACAAAUUGGACCCGUCCCUCCGACCACCAUAGCUCCGGCAAUUCCCUUAUGUGGUAUUCCACGUCAUUCAUUUAAUGAGAUGACGUGUAUUUUUUUUUAAAUUAAUAUUUCCUAAUUUUUAUUCCUAAAUCCCUAACCCCUUCUCUUAACCUAAAUCCCUAAAUUUGAUCCCCUUUUUCCCCAAUUCAUAAGGUUAGGGUUCAACAUUCAUCUUCUUCCUCUUCUUCUCAGUUCUUCUUCUUCUUCUCCCAUCGUUUUCUUCUUCCUCUUCUUCUCCGUUCUUCCUGCAGCAUUGGGAACGAAGACAGCAAGGACCCAACAGGCAAAACCAGAACGGCUAAUCAGUCUUAAGCUCAGCUUCUUCCAUCUCACUUUUUCUUUCUCUCACAAACGCUCUCUUGCUCUCCAACUCCUGCAAAUCCACCGGUUAACUCUUUCCCCAAUUCACCAAACCCUAAAUCGCCAUAAUAGAUCUACGCAAAGCUAGAACGUGGAAGCACACCCACGAUCCAACCAUAACCAAUACCUUCCUGUUUAAUUUGACGGAGCAUGCAGAUCUGGUUUAUUGUUGUGAAUAUCUUCCUGUUUGCUGGUGCGCAGAUCUAGUUUCCUAUUGAUUGUUUCUUUUUUGGAUUUUGUACAAAUUGGGGUUCUUUUUUUCCAUUGUGUUUAGUUCAUAUGUAAAUUUCUUGUUCCCUUGAUAAUGAAUUAGUCCCCUCAGUUCUUGUUUACCUUGGACGUUUUUAUUCUUGUUCUCAAUUUUAGAUUAUUUAUUUCCCAACUAAUAAUUGUUAUUUUGGUUUUUAUUCCCUGGGAUUUUAGAUGAAGAAGAUAUCAAGAAGAUGAAUAUGCACAAUCUUCUCAAUUUUGUUUUUAUUUUUUUAUUAAUUAAUAAAGACUUAAAUUAAUUUUUUUUAUAAAAAUACACGUCAUCUCAUUAAAUGACGUGGAAUGCCACAUAAUGGGAUUGCCGGAGCUAUGGUGGCCAGAGGGACGGGUCCAAUUUGUUUUUGAAAGUUUGAGGAUGGUUUUCAGAUAAUUUUUCGGUGAGGGACGGUUUUCAAAUCUCGCUCAAAGUUCAGGGACUGUUAUAGUUUUUAACCCUUUUUAAUUUGAUACUUACACUGACAAUUGAAAAAAAAAUCAUUGUUUUAUUUAUGUUUAAUUUCAAUUGUUAUAUUUUUUAAAUAAUCAUAUUUCAGUUAGUGAGAGCAUCAAUAUCAAAAUAAAAAGGCAAUUUUGAGUACUGAUAUUUAUUAAAAAAAUAAGGGUUGAAAUUGUCUUUAUUUGAUAUUGACACUGUAAGAGAUUGAAACAUGUUCAGUUAAAAAAUGCAUAGACUUAAGUGAAAAAGAGUAACUAGAAGUAAUAAUUUUUUCACUAAUGCAAGUAUAAACACAAAUUUAAGCUAUAAAACAAUUUACAGAACAAUUUUUAUAUAUUGAGUUAAAAAUACAAUAGUGUUUGGUACAUUAAAAUGGUUCAGAUUUGAAUUUAGCAAGUAUAUAUGACAUAUGAUAAGGAAGACCCGGAUAAAGACAAAAAAAGAUUUUGUGGAUGUCGAUAUUGUUUUGUGGUUACUCUCAUUUGUUCUCACAAGGUGAUUCUUUUCAUUUCAUUUUUGUUUAUAUACAUCUAUCUAUUAAGGAACUUCCAAGUUCAUCACCAGCUUCUUCAUUUGUAAUAUCUAGCUACCACCCUGAAUCACCCAUGGCAUCCAUUGUUCCUCCUCCUCCAUUGACCCCCGUGAUCUCUCACCAAAUCUAUGACGUUUUCCUUAGCUUCAGGGGAGAGGACACUAGAUAUUCCUUCACAAGCCAUAUAUAUGCUGCACUAACAAGGCUUCAAGUCAAGACUUACAUUGACAACGAGCUUGAGAGAGGUAAUGAAAUCUCACCCUCGCUCCUCAAAGCUAUUGAUGAUGCAAAAGUGUCUGUGAUCGUAUUCUCAGAAAACUAUGCUUCUUCUAAGUGGUGUUUGGAGGAACUCGUGAGAAUUGUGGAGUGUAAGAAAAACAAUGGGCAGAUUGUGGUGCCUAUUUUCUACCAUAUUGAUCCAACUCAUGUGAGGAAUCAGACUGCUAGCUAUGCUCGUGCUUUUGAGGCGCAUGAAAAGCGUUUUGUGAAUGACAUGAGCAAGGUUCAAUCAUGGCGGAUUGCUUUGGCUGAAGCAGCCAAUAUCUCUGGGUGGGAUUGCUUGGGUACAAGGAUGGAGUCUGAACUAGUUGAUCAAAUUGCUUUGGAUAUAUUGCAAAAGUUGGACUCUAUAACAAGCGGGGGCCUAGAAAGACGCAUCGAUACGUACCGGCAAAUCGCGCGACAAAAGCUAGAGAAGUCAUUGAGGACAGGUACUCUUAAGGACAUGGAUGAAUUGAUCUCAGCAUUGCACCAACUUGCAGAGAUCAAAUUGGAGAAAGCUAUGAGAUCAGAUGAAUUAAGUGCUUGGGAGGACCUUAUGGCCACAUAUCAAAGACUCUUGCAGGUUAAAGUUGACAAGUAUUUUCGUACUACUAAUCAGAAAGAUUUGGAAGAUAUACAGGUUACAGAGCAGCAUAUUCACUAUAUUCAGAGGGAGCAAUCCAAUCGUAUGGAGGGGUUCCUCGGUAUAUAGACACCGAGACAUGAAGAAGAAUAAUCCAUUUCUGUUUGACCUUAAUCAUGUAUACUAUUUCGUUGCAGUGUGACAUGAUGAACCUUAUAAAUGCUCUUUUCAUCAACAAACACCCUUUUUGAUGAUUUACAAUCUUGAACUAGCAAAAUAUUAUCUUAACAUUUUUGUUGGUACCAAAGUUUAAGAAAUCAUAGGAGAGGAAGUUUGCUGAUUUUGGAAAAGCUAGCACAACGUAACUGGUGCAUUAUGAUUUAUGGUUCAUAUCCAAAUAGUCGAUGGUGAUCUAGCUUAAGAAGCAAGCUGAUCAGGAAGAGAUUUUCAGGAUUGCUUUUUAGGAUUAGGGCAUACAUAUAACUUAGGAUUAAAAAUUUAAAAUGCAUCAUGCAUGCAUACAUAUAUUUAACUAUCAUUUCCCUA
Lotus japonicus is the source of this 3097-nucleotide messenger RNA. Its product is annotated as TMV resistance protein N-like. The transcript has 2 exons. The record is from RefSeq and is a predicted model, not a curated record. Lineage: Eukaryota; Viridiplantae; Streptophyta; Magnoliopsida; Fabales; Fabaceae. The coding region runs from base 1628 to 2680 and encodes 350 amino acids. Gene Ontology annotation, biological process: signal transduction.